AUCCAUGUUCAUCAAAUCAUUAUUCUAAAAGUAAACCUUUCUCUUGUUAUUCUUGUAUUGAGCAUCUUGCAGUAAUGGCAAUCAAGGUUCAUGGACUCCCUUUUUCGAUAGCCACACAAAGAGUUCUUGUAACUUUAGCAGAGAAAGAACUUGAUUAUGAGUUUGUGUAUAUUGAUUUAGCAACUGGCCAGCAGAAGACAGAGGAUUUUGUUAAACUCCAUCCAUUCGGUCAAGUACCAGUCCUUGAAGAUGGAGACUUGACACUCUUUGAAUCAAGGGCAAUAGCUCAAUACAUUGCUCACACAUAUGCUGAUAAGGGAAACCCGCUGAUAACCUCCAAUCCAAAGAAAAUGGCAAUCCUUUCAGUAUGGACAGAGGUUGAAGCUCAGAGAUUUGAUCCUCAAGCCUACAAACUUGCCUACGAGCUAGUAAUAAAGCCCAUACUCGGCCGUACAACCGACGAAGCCAUUGUCACGGAGCACGAAGGCAAACUUGCCGAAGUUCUCGACGUCUACGAAGCGCACCUCACGCAAUCCAAGUAUUUGGGAGGAGAUUCAUUCACAUUGGCUGAUUUGCAUCACUUGCCAGUUAUUAACUACCUGAUGGGCUCUAAAAUUAAAGCACUUUUCGAUGCACGCCCUCAUGUGAGUGCUUGGUGUGCUGAUAUUCUGGCCAGGCCCGCUUGGCAGAAGAUUAUUGCAUUGAUGAAGCAUUGAAGGAUUCUGAUUGCUAGCCACUCAUGAUGAUGCUGGAAUUUGUUUGCGUUUCGUGUCUCUUGGUUUUGGAUGUUUGAAUGUUUGAUGAGAAAAAAAGGGAACACUUUGUGUACUGUGAUGGCCAACUCUUUUUUUCUUGUCCAUUCUUAAAUGAAUAAAGAUUGAAUUGGAAUUUCUACGUUCAUUCA
Molecule: messenger RNA, 904 nt
Organism: Olea europaea var. sylvestris
Lineage: Eukaryota; Viridiplantae; Streptophyta; Magnoliopsida; Lamiales; Oleaceae
Product: glutathione S-transferase-like
Exons: 3
Coding region: 75-716 (213 amino acids)
Cellular component (GO): cytoplasm
Molecular function (GO): glutathione transferase activity; glutathione binding
Source: RefSeq, a predicted model, not a curated record